Didymosphaeria variabile is the source of this 2010-nucleotide messenger RNA. RefSeq lists its product as uncharacterized. NCBI's taxonomy places the organism in Eukaryota, Fungi, Ascomycota, Dothideomycetes, Pleosporales, Didymosphaeriaceae. Bases 1 to 2010 code for a protein of 669 amino acids. The transcript has a single exon. The record is from RefSeq and is a predicted model, not a curated record. Gene Ontology annotation, molecular function: metal ion binding.
AUGGCAGGUUUCACUUGGGCAGCUGUUGUAGCUGGUAAUCAACGUCAAGGUAAGCGAAAGUCGCCAUCUCACCUCUCCAACCCUUUACAAACCCUCCAUAAAGUCAGCGCGGACACUGCGGUUCCCACCAGCAAAGAAACCCAGCCUCCCGCCGUCUAUAAAGAUGAGCAAAACUCGGCCGCCGCAACGAGUAAGUUGCACAUCGUCAAUACUGCUCCUGCCGAUGAUAGUGUUGCGAAGGCAUACGUGCCCGCCGUUGCGAAAUCUGAUGCUACCGCCACUUCACCGAAAUCGCCCCCUCGGAAGAGCGAUUGGAAAGAAAAGAAGGAACCUCCAGUCGCAAAGCAACCCGAGGCGACCGCGAACAGAGAUCAGAAGCUACCAGGCGUGCCCAAGGCGUCUAUGAUCGAAGCUUCGCGCACAGCUACCGCUAGCAAGAAAAAGAAACCCUCAGCCAAUACCGCAAGACCAAGUGGUGACAUCACGUCGACCACCGAGAACGGAGAGAGCGCUGUAGGCACAGUUAUGCUUGCUCCGCCUUCUACUGUUCACGACGCAACAAAGAAGAAGAACAAGAAGGCCUCGAAACAGCGCAACAAAGCCAAGGCGACUGAGGACCAGGGGGAAAAGACAGAGCAGAGUACAUCGAAGCCUGCGGGCUUCGCCAGUACUACUCAUUCGCAUGCCCUGUAUUCUCAUUGGCGGGAUCUGCCGAACAAGGCGACGAAGGUGACUAAAACGGACACCGCCCCAGUGCCCGACCCAUCGAUUGUUGAGGCUCAACUGCUUGCUCACGUGCAACUCGUGGAGACUGAACCCCUAGAGCAGUCCAAGGUCACAAGCUCUGCUCUCAAGCACAGUGAGUCUUUGAAGAGUUUCACCAAAGCUGUGCAACACGCGGAGGUCCCCCGAGCUCGAUCCGUGGCGGCGCGCGUCCCUCGAACUAAAAAUGAUAUCCGGCUUUAUGUCAAGAGCCUUGGCCUCCCUGGGAUCUCAUACGACGCUUAUGGCGUCUGUAUCGCUCCCGAUGCUCCCGAGUGGGUACGUGGCCGUAUCGCUCGUAGGGUACAGCUCAAUGUUUGUGAUCUCGAAGUUGGUCGGGCUCCUGCGGAGUUCAACAAAGACGCCGAGCUUGAACUGGAGAAGAAGGAGAAGAAGUACUAUGGUCACGAGACGUGGUAUCGGUUUUUCAAAAUCAAGAAGCGUGGGUUACCCACGAAGGAAGAAGCCCGGGAGUUUGGUGAGAAGCUCGCUGCAGGAUUGAUCCCUACCGUAGGUAAUGUGCAUGGGGCUGUGGCAACUAACAAAGUCGAUAUGGGUGCAUCGACGGAGAAGAUCGGAGACAACCAACCCGUACCGCUGCCGAUGCAGCAAACGAUGGCUCAGACGACUUCCAGCAAACAAGAUGGGCUGCAACCGGUUUCCGGCGUCCGCAACACAAUCAUGCCACCGCCUGGUCUUGGCUUCUCUUCCCAGCACUCUUUACCCCCGAAGCCGCUCGUCCCCGCUCCUCAGAUGCCCAUCCACAACAUAACGAACGGCUACACAUAUACCGGGCCCCUCUUUCUCGAGCCAUCACUGCAGCGGCAGGGCACCUCCAAUCCCCAACAACAAUACCCUCCUUACAAGAAGCCGCUUUGCAAAAACUACGCACAAGGAUACUGCUACUAUGGAUCUUAUUGCCACUUCCUGCACGCAUACCCACACGAGCUACAAGGCGUCACCGGCCCGGACAGGCGAGAUUCUGCACAAGACUUGUUCGAUUUCUCGCGCUCGGGUUCAUGGUCUUCAACUGCGACGGCCUCGAUGCCUCCUCCAGGUGCGCGCGUAUACGGUCCGGUAUAUGUCUCGAGGGCGCCAUCCCGCAUGUCAGUGGAUACCAAUACGAGCAAUCGCGCCACAGCGGGCUCGCAGAGCUCAGUUGGAGGCUCGCCUGGUCUUUAUCGGCCCAACGGUAGCCCUCAGAAGAAGAAGAAGGGCGGGAAGAAGUCACAGGCUGUGAACAAGUAA